This is a messenger RNA of Exserohilum turcica Et28A, 1362 nucleotides long. Its product is annotated as glycoside hydrolase family 5 protein. Gene Ontology annotation, molecular function: beta-glucosidase activity. Gene Ontology annotation, biological process: glucan catabolic process. Bases 1 to 1362 code for a protein of 453 amino acids. The record is from RefSeq and is a predicted model, not a curated record. The transcript has 2 exons. Lineage: Eukaryota; Fungi; Ascomycota; Dothideomycetes; Pleosporales; Pleosporaceae. Gene Ontology annotation, cellular component: extracellular region; cell surface.
AUGUUUGGAGGAUCUUCACUCGUCACUGCGCUGCUGGCGGCCAGUGCCCUCGCUUGGACGCCCAAACACCGCGAACUUGCUGCCUUCAACCGAACAAGCAAUUCCUUCUCAAAACGCGCUCAUCCCCUUCCUAGCUGGAAAAUCAGAGGCGUCAACCUCGGCGGCUGGCUGCUGUCAGAGCCCUGGAUGAUGAGCGGGGAAUGGUCAGACAUGGGCUGCGGCGGCGCCUGCUCAGAGUUCGGCUGUGUCCGCUCUCUCGGUCAGGAACAGGCAGACAUUGCGUUCAAUGCUCACUAUGCGCGCUGGAUCACCCCAAGCAUGAUCGAGGACAUCCAUAAUGCAGGGCUGAACACGAUCCGGAUACCGAUUGGAUACUGGAGCCUCCGAGGCAUCGUCGACAGCAGCGAACACUUUCCCAGGAUGGAUCUAAGAUAUCUGGAUGCCGUUGUGGAAAAGGCUGCGGAGCUGGGCAUGUAUGUUGUUAUGGACCUCCAUGGUGCGCCGGGAGCUCAGAAGACCAAGGACCCGUUUACAGGCCAGUGCCUCCCCGUAGAAUACUUGCCCGGAUUCUUCACGCAACGCAACUAUGACCGUGCCACCAGGUGGCUUGACUGGAUGACACGGCGUGUGCACACCAACGCCGCCUACAGAUCCUCCGUGGGCAUCAUCGGUGUGGUAAACGAGCCGCAAACCGCGCGUGACCAAGGCGGCAUGCCUCAAGAGGAGAUCGAUACGCUGACCCAGAAGUACUACCCGCAGGCCCUCAAAGCCGUCCGCGAUGCGGAAAAUGACCUCGGCAUCGCUGAGGACGACCGUCUGCACGUGCAGUUCAUGGACACACUCUGGGGCGCUGGCAACCCCAGGUCAGACAUACCCGCCGACACCAAGAUCAUGUUUGACGACCACAACUACAUCGGCGGUGCCGUGGUAGCGAAGAACCCCGACGCCAAGCAAGCAGACUACAUGUACUACACCUGCUACGAGGACGACCGGCUCUCCGACGGCGACACGCCCAAGAUGGUCCAGGAGUGGAGUUUAACCGUGCAAAACGAAUACUCUUCCGAAUUUGACUGGCGCCUCGCCCAAAACGAAGCCUUCUACAAGCAGUGGUUUAUCGCGCAGCAAGCCCUCUACGAAAAAACUCACGGCUGGAUCUUCUGGACCUGGAGGACCCAGCUCAACGAUCCCCGCUGGGACUACAGCUACCUCGUCUACAAAAAAUGGGUGCCUACCACAGUCGAGGACCUGGAUGCCAGCGCCGCGAGAGACAUUUGCACAGAGUACUUUGGAACCCAGGGUAUGAUUGCCAAGACGAAGAGAAUGACGCGGCGCGCGCGUAAACAGAGAGACACUCAUAUUUAG